Dipodomys spectabilis (banner-tailed kangaroo rat) is the source of this 2029-nucleotide messenger RNA. RefSeq names its product testis development related protein (gene Tdrp). The transcript has 3 exons. The record is from RefSeq and is a predicted model, not a curated record. Gene Ontology annotation, cellular component: nucleus; cytosol. NCBI's taxonomy places the organism in Eukaryota, Metazoa, Chordata, Mammalia, Rodentia, Heteromyidae. The coding region runs from base 90 to 656 and encodes 188 amino acids. Gene Ontology annotation, biological process: spermatogenesis.
UCCCGUGGGCCGGCCUCGCUGGCCGGCGUCCGUCGGAGGUCAGCGGCUGGCGUGGGCCGGAGGACGCGCGGUCCCCUGGGCCCGCCGCCAUGUGGAAGCUGAGCCGGAGCCGGGUGCUUCUGGACGAGCCCCCGGAGGAGGAGGACGGCGCGCGCGGGCCGCCGCCACCCGCGACCGCCGGCGCCCCGGUGCAGGUUCAGGGCGCAGGUUUCCGAGGCUGGAAGGAAGGAACUUCUCUGUUUAGUAAAGAGGACAAAGAACAUCUGCUCGAGAGAUGCAAAUCUCCCAAGUCCAAAGUAACUAACUUACGACUUAAAGAAGAGUUGAAGGCAGAGAAGAAAUCUGGAUUUUGGGACAGUUUGGUUUUAAAACAGAACAACCAGUCUCGAAAACCAGAUGAGAUAGAAGGCUGGGAACCCCCCCAACUCAGUUCUGAAGAUGUGGUGGCCCAUGUGGACGCGGCUCACCCUGACUUGGGGAGUAGCCACUCACCCUGGCCUGGCUGGGACGGUGACAGCAAGGGCUCUACCAAGUACACCAGCCUGUCCAGUUCAGCCAGCAGCUCCCGCUGGAGUCUCCGGUCGGCGGGGAAGUUGGUCAGCAUUCGGCGACACAGCAGGGGCCAGCUGACGGACGCGGUGGAGGAGGUGGAGUGAGCAGAGGAGCCCUGUUAUGCUUGUCUAGCCUUUAGUUUAGGGUUUGCUGGGCCUAACGACCCUCUGCUAGCACACCAUUAAGUCACCCAACCCUCCCUCAUUCUAGAAGUCCGUAGAGUGCCUGAGAGUCACGCUGGAAACCACAUGCGUGGUGGCUCCUGGUGGCGUUUGUUUGCCUUACCUUGGACAUGUCCAUAUCUGCUGAACCUGGACAUGAGCAUCUUUCAUGCUGUCCAGUGAUAGCGAAAUGACCUGAUGUCUCCACAGAGUGAAGCUGGCUUCGGUCACUGUCUUUCAUGACCUGUCGCCUUCCCCCUGAAUGUGACAGAUGCUGCUCGACUUGAAAAUGUGGCAGCGGGGGCUCCUUCUCCUGCUGUCAGAGCACCAGGUGCAUCUUCCUAAGCCACAUGACUCUGUGUAACCCAGAAGUUAAGCUUUUCCUAUUAAAGAGCAUGUGAACAGAUUACACGCUGGGCAGCCCAGGCUGCGUGCAGUAGGAUGGCAGGCCUGGUACUGCCUCCCGAGCGCCCCGUAGAAGAAGGUUCUGGGGGGUUAGUUCUUCUCUUGAACUUUUAAACACUGACCUGUAUUGUCUCCAAAAAAAUCUGCUGUCUUAUUUCAGUUUAGAUAUUAUAAAGAAAUGCUAUCAAGUGCGGGUGACCGUUACUUGAUAAUUUAAAAAAUUCUUAGAAACCACUAGCUUAUUCAUCACGGAGUUAAAACAUGUAACGUACUGAAGUGCCUCUUGUUCCCAGGUUUAGUUUGCUGAGUGAAGGACCAUCUUGGGACUGACGUUCCGUGGGUCAGUAGGAAGUCCUUUCUCUCCCACAGGCAGGGAUCAUGGCCUCUACUGUCUCUUGCUCUGCCUGUUUCUCUAGAAACAUUCUUGGCUCUGUGAUGCCAUGUGUCAGGGUGCUGCUUAGCAGCAGUUGGUGCAAAUAUUUCUUAGGUGAGAGUGGCCUGACAGAAGAGGUUUAUUGGUUUUGUUUUGUUUAAAGACAAAAGCCUCCGAUUACGCUGUGCAUUUCCUCUCCCAGGGGAACUAGAAGCAACGCUCUCCUGCCCUUGGUUCCCCCAGUGUGUCCACUGUGCCCUUCGACCCUGUCUGUGGUUCCACUGGGUGUACAACAUGCAAUGUAGUGGAUUAAGGCGCAUCUUCAAUAGAAUGGACAGAGUCAUCUGUCAUCUGUAGCUACCUACGGCUAUAGAUGUUUAUCCACCUGUUUAUCCAUCCACCCAUCCACCUCUCCCUCUGUCCUUCUACCUGACCUUCAAUGCAUCCACUGUCUUUUUAAAAUAGAGGAGUUCAUUUACUGAGUCUUCAGAGGGGGACAUGCUUUAAAUGGUGUUCAAAUAAAAAUUUUUUAAAAUCA